CCCCUGCCGCCCGCGCCGCCGCCCCGCGCCCCGCCACGCUCCCCUCCGCACACGCACAAGUCCGUCACAUUCUGCACACACUGUGACUACGACAAACAUACAGACACAGAUAUAGACGCUAGAUACUACUCCGACCCCGGCCGAAGCGACAAACCCAAGAAGAAGAAACCCAAAGUCGAACCCAACAAACAAGGCUACUACUCGGAACCAGACGCUAAGUACUUCGAAAUCGAUUACGAGUUUCUGAAAGAGUUGAGGAAGAUUGCGAAGAAGAACUGCCCGAAGUGUAAGAGGAAGAGGGUUAGGAAGGAAUCCGACAGGGCUAAGUAUAGGGAGAAGGGGAAAGCGAAGAAGCAUGUGAGGGUUAAGGAUAGCUAUGUGUAUUGUAACGGCAGGUAUCAUAGUGACCGCGAGCACUGCCAGUUGUGCUGCAAGGUCUGCAACCGAUCCACCGACACGCUCGACUCGAUGGAAGACGAGUAUUCGCUCGCGUCACGAAGCUACAGCUUGCCGAGCUCAAAAGUAGUUACUAAAAAACGGAAGAACUCGGUCCAGUCGAUUAAAUCGGUCUCGUUCCUAGAAUCGAGCAACGAUGAAUCGAGACAAGAGCCGAACUAUACGGCUAAAAGUUUCACCAACGAUUUGAAGCAGUUUUUAUUGAAACCGGCCCCUCCACGGCAGAGUCUGAGGGAUAAGUUUAUAAGUAGCCUCAAGCAAGAGUUUGAGGCUACGAAAAAGUCGCCCAAGCUUAAAGCUAUAAAAGGCCUAUGGAAAUCUUAUUGAGUUUGAAAUGAAUUUUAUUUAUUGUUUAAUAUGUAGGUGCUGGCGAAACGACGGGUUUUCCUGUUGAGAUUUUAAGCGAAACGUAAGUGUUCAUGAAUUGUUCUAAACGAAAUGAAGUCAAGGUUUUGGUGCUAUGAACCUUUUACAACGUAAGCCAAGCGCUGCGCUGUGCCGAGUGUCAGCCAAUAGGUGACAGGUAUCCAGGUAGAAAUUUAAUUUAGAAUCAGCCCCAUUUAAUUGACCAAACAGUUAUCUUAAACAUGCCAUAUUUGUGCACUAACUUUACAUACAUAAUAGAAAGACUAUAAGGUUAUUCAAUUAGAAUGAAAGUGGUUCUCACUUGCACUUGUAUAUUCGUACUAGUGUCAAGUAAAAUGUCGAAAAAGAAAGCGUGAUAAGUUGUGUCAUUAAUUUUUGAAUCACCUUAUAAUUUACUCAUCUCCAAAUACAUAAAGCAUGUUUCUACAUACAGUCGUUAUUUAUAAAUGAAUAACGACAUGACAAACUUGUAAGUUAUUGUUUGUAGACGUUUAUAAUAUUAAAAUAAAUCAAAUAUACCUAUAGUUGUUCUACCGAUACCGUUAGGUGUUAAUUGCAUGGAUAGAAAAUUUAAUUCAUUUCUAUAAAAUAAAUUGAAUGAGUAAGAUCGGUCGGACCUACAUAACCCACCAAUAUUCUAAAAAUACAUUAAAUGGACUACUAUAAUAGGUCAACUAAACUUUUAUAUAGAAAUUUUACAUUUUAAUAGAAACUUAAUGUUUUAGAAAAAUAUUUAAUAUGUAUUUACCUACUUCCGAAAAGGCAGUGCCAAACCUGUGUAACCCAAUUAAAUGGCGAUAAACAUAAUCAUGAUUAACAUUAUAAGAUUCCAUGUCCAUUAAUUAAAUAAUAUAAUCAAAACACUUAUCAUAGCACAUUAAUAACAGUUAUUUUAAUAGCACCGUUUAGCAAAAUAGCAGUUUUAAAAGUUUAGCACAUAGCACGUUGCUUAGCUCAUAGCUGUUUAAUAUUUUUUAAUUUUAACCGUAUUCACAUUUGCGAUGUCCAGUGUUUGUAAGAAAAAUAUUUUAUCUUGUAACGACAAAAUAAAUUUGAAACGAUUGGGAUAGUUAUUCCGAUUAGUAACUCUAUUCCAAAUAGUAACACCAGAAAACCUAACACGGAAUAGGUAUUCCUAUAUAUCCGGUUUAUACUAUAGGCCUAAAACGCUUUAUGCGAUGUGUUAUAUCAGACUUGUUACAGUAAACUGGAUAACUUUGAAGUAGAAUUUUAGAUUCUAGACACCUAGACUGUGCCACCUAGAGUGCGUGUCUUUUGAAAUUAAGAUUAUAUUGCAUAUUUUAUUAUUUGCUGGAAAGCAUAUACUUAUGGAAGAUAUUAAUAUAUAUUUUCUCAUGUAAUUAAAACUGCAAUAGGUAGGUAGUUUCUUGACAGUAAACUAAAGUCAUACAGCCUUUGUAUCGGUAAAUAACAAUGCUAUAUAUUAUUUUGUGAAGACUACUCCCUUGAGUUCUAAAAGAGACAAUACAUUAUUUAUAGAUAGUGGUUAUCUAGAUAAUUAUGUUAGCCGUGUUGUGAGUACAGUAGCUUUAGCGAACAUAGCAUGUUAGCGCUUAGUUGAAUGUUGUAGCUGUUGAUAUUUCAAGUUCACACCCUGGGGGGGUCACUCUACAUUACGAAAACCUGUAUAGGACGAAAAACUAAGUUUCGGAUCGCUGCUGCGCGAACCACAACUCUGUCUCGUUGUAUUAAACGUGGCGAUUGCACGACAGCUCUCGUUUGUUCGUUUUUCGUCAAUAUAGAGUGACCCUCCUGUACCUUCGGGGACAAAGCAGUUGAUUUGCGAUCUCAUUGUUUUUUCUUUUAUGAGGCUUUUAUAUUUUUUCGUGAAAAUUUUGCAGUGUUAGUGCUUUAAGUUUUUUUGUACAGAAUUUAAUCAAGUUUAUUGAAUGUUAACAUUGUGUUUCAUGAUUUUUGGCUUUUGAUACGGGCUUCAGUUUUGCAGCUUUUCUGUAUUGAAACCGCACGGCCGUCCGUUGCGUAUGAGACAAGUUACCAUAUUUUUGCGAUUGCACAAAUGAUUCCGAGGAAUGAAAGAUAAACAAGCAAUAAAUUGUUAGGUUUAGAGUUAUUUUGAUCUGAUAUUAUAAGUUAAGUAGUUAUUUAACUGUUACAUUGCUAUUAUAAUUAUAUUAUUAUAUUGUAUUUUUCGAUGAAUUAUGUAGUAUGAAGACACGACGCCUAUCCUAUUGUAGAAUAUCUUUAUUGAAGAUAAAUUGUAUUUUAAAAUUGACAAUAAUCAGUAUUUAAAUUAUUAUACUUAUACAAUUAUACGCAUUUUCUUAUUUGGAGAUAUAUUUGUCUGUUGCUUUUUCUUUAGUUUCUGUUUGGUAUUAUUUUAUGAAUUAAGUCUAAGCGUACAUAGGAACAUUUUAUUCAUUUUACAAAGUGUUUACUUAUUUCGAAAAGUUUAUAAUGUAUGUACAGAAAGUUAUUUUAUAUGGUUCAGCCACGUUUUAGUUAGAAAUAAGUAAGUAGCAGUCCCGACAAUUAUAUUUAAUCCGAAUCAAUAAAACUUCAACGAAUUGUUUACACUUUAGGAGAGAGCAAUAAAUCAUUAUCUACAAAAUGACAUUAAA
Molecule: messenger RNA, 3422 nt
Organism: Plutella xylostella (diamondback moth)
Lineage: Eukaryota; Metazoa; Arthropoda; Insecta; Lepidoptera; Plutellidae
Source: RefSeq, a predicted model, not a curated record